UUUGCAAGUCAUUGCAGGCUGUCAAAGUGCAAGCAUUAUAUUAAAGAACGUACAGAGCGUAGUUGCGAGGUGGACUUUCUCUUUCUAUCGAGUCGGAAUUAUCUGUGCUAGAAGCAGCAUGAAUCCCAGCUUUGAAGAAAUGUGGAAUGGUUCCGGCUCCCCGACGGGCAAUGAGCUGGAUGGCGACAUAUUCGCAUCGAUGCAACCUUAUCGAGUGCCCCUUGCGACAGCCGCGGGCAGCGAUGCGCAAAUGGCGAUGGCCUACAGGAAGGCGCACGCGUGGAACGUUUACGAGGCUACAUACGAAAUGGAGAUGAUUAGCACAAAGACCAUUUGCAGGAAGUGCCUGUUGCACGUGAAGGUCUGUCGCACAUAUGGCCACAACCUGAAAAAGUACGAGACAGACCUGCAGAUGGCCAAUACAGCUGAAAGCUGCAGAAGCAGAGACAAGAAUUAAAGGGUAUUCAAAGAACACAAUUC
Molecule: messenger RNA, 480 nt
Organism: Drosophila novamexicana
Lineage: Eukaryota; Metazoa; Arthropoda; Insecta; Diptera; Drosophilidae
Exons: 2
Coding region: 119-457 (112 amino acids)
Source: RefSeq, a predicted model, not a curated record